AUGAUCAUCUACAAGGACCUCAUCACCGGUGACGAGAUCAUCUCCGACUCAUAUAACCUGAAGGAGAUCGACGGUGUCGCGUAUGAGGCCGACUGCACGAGGAUCUCGGUCGGCAACGACAACGUCGACAUUGGCGCCAACCCGUCGGCUGAGGAGGCUGAUGAGGGCACCGAGGACGCCGCCCAAACGGUCAUCGAUGUCGUCCACUCUUUCCGUCUGAACGAGACGCAAUUCGACAAGAAGUCAUACCUCUCACACCUCAAGGGCUAUAUGAAGAAGGUCAAGGAGGCUUUGAAGGAGAAGGAUGCCAGUGAUGAGGAAGUCAAAGACUUCGAGACCAAAGCCUCUGGCUUCGCAAAGAAGAUCGUGUCCAACUUCAAGGAUUACGAAUUCUUAAUCGGCGAAUCCAUGGACCCCGAUGGAAUGGUUAUUCUGCUCAACUACCGCGAGGACGGCGUCACCCCAUUCAUUACCGUUUGGAAGCAUGGGCUCACUGAGAUGAAGGUUUAA
Messenger RNA from Eremomyces bilateralis CBS 781.70, 510 nucleotides. RefSeq names its product microtubule/calcium-binding protein. Gene Ontology annotation, molecular function: calcium ion binding. The record is from RefSeq and is a predicted model, not a curated record. Gene Ontology annotation, cellular component: cytoplasm. The transcript is spliced from 4 exons. Bases 1 to 510 code for a protein of 169 amino acids. Lineage: Eukaryota; Fungi; Ascomycota; Dothideomycetes; Eremomycetales; Eremomycetaceae.